AUGCAAAUGCCGGAUUUUAACAUCGAAGAUAUUUUAGAUGAUGAACCAGGACCCUCUACAAGGCAGACAAUCCCCCCGACAACACAUCACAAUGAAGAUUUGUCUUCCGACUCGUCUCAGUCAUCUGCAAACGAGCGUUUGGGCAGAGGACACCGACAGCGAAGGGCCCCUAGGUGUGGAACUGGGGGUCAUCUUCGAUGA
Molecule: messenger RNA, 201 nt
Organism: Lathyrus sativus (Indian pea)
Lineage: Eukaryota; Viridiplantae; Streptophyta; Magnoliopsida; Fabales; Fabaceae
Source: the annotation of a GenBank genome assembly